AUGGGUUUCGGUCGAGAGCGAAAAGCGUCAGCCAACGCAAGUUCCAGUGGUGUACAAUGGAUGGAGGCACGGAUGGUAACGGCAGGGAGAUGGAAGACCGUCAAGUUUCUUCCUACUUUGCCAUCGCCCGUCAAGAAAAAACAGAUCAGGGCGAACGCAAAGAAGAUGUGCCCGCUCACGUUCCCUAGCCCUGGGGAUGACAGGGGGGAGUAUAUACCAUUUGAGACAGAUGGAUAUCAGUUGCAAACCAAACGCACCAAGGACUUGCACAAUUACAUGGCGGAUUGGAUCCCGAAACAGAACCUGUAUUUGAACGAGAUCGUGUUGCUCGAGGCACCCCCUUCCCCUCUCAAAUGCUUGCAAUGCGAGAGCUCCUCGUCACCGACCUGGUGGAGGGGUGAAUUGGAUGAGGCAGAUCCGGAGACAAAUGGGGACGGUGAAAACGAUGAGGAACAGGAUCUGGCAUGGCUGGAUUGCGACGAUUUUAGUUAUGGGGCUAGGCCGCCCAGUAGGAACAUAAAAGGCAUGAAGGUCGUUGUGGUAGUGCACUCGAACGGAGUUCACCACCUACCGAUACAUUUUUGCUGCUGCUUCGAUGCCCUGGAACCCGAAUACCAACUACUUCGGAAUGGUUUCUACCCGGCAACCUCAAAGAAUGUGAGAACCAUCUUCACAUUUACCAUGCUCGACGAGUACCUGCUCGAAACCUUGGAAUGCUUUACGUCCACUCACCACUAUUACUCAAAACUCCGGCGCCUGACGAACGAGCCUUUUCCCGACACAGUAUCUGAUUGUACCAGGGAACUUCGCAGAGUUGGGAGACAGUGGAGAAAACUAGGCGAGUUGAAACGGUACGGAUUCGCUCAUGUUGGCCGGAUCAACCUUCCGGAAGGUUGGGAAGACGAUCCCGAGGAGUGGAAAUAUACUCAAAGCUUCGUGGCUGACGGUAACUUUACCUGCAUCCAUCGGAGACAGCGGAAGGAGGAAGAGUUUGAUGUGGGAUUGAAGAAUGGAGAGGGGUACAUGACCGAGGCCGGGACGUAUACCGAGCAUCUGAGGAUUGCUGAGGAGACAAGUGAGGCGACCGAAAAGCCCCCUACGUGCCACGAGCAUCGAGCGAUUGCCGAUAAAUCAAAAGUACGCAAGGGGCUCGACGUGACCGGAAUAGGCGCCAUCGCAUGCAUGCGACACGGGGCCUUCGCACCGGGCAGCGUGGUAGACUUUCAAAAAGGAGAGAGACAAAUCAACAUGGACUAUGCUCUUUCAGAAGCCCUGCAAUUGACGAAUAUGGAGCAAACCCGAAGAGUUAUUCUCGCCGACGACAUUAACUGUCAAUAUAGCAAGCACCUCCUUCGGAGACUGCGAGAGGGAGAUCACCUGAAGCUCAAUGAGGACUUAAUCUGGGUCUUUGGCAUUGGUUUAUUCCAUGUCCACGGUCACCAAGAGGCCUGCCACGCUCAAUACUCACUCACUUUCAUCCGUGGUGCUGGUGUCUCGGCGGGAGAGAUACUGGAAUCGUUGUGGGCCGUAGUCAACGAGGUUGCCCGCUCGACCUCGACGAUGUCUCUUGCGCAUAGGGCCAAAGUUCUCGAUGCUAUCAUGGGAGAUAUCAACUGGAAGAAAAUGCUGAGGCUCAUUCCCUUGAUUCCAAAGGACUGGAAGAAUGCGCGGAUGCAACUGUCCAGUGCCAGAGAAGAUUUCGAGCUUCUCAACGAGACAGCCACCACUGAACAGACCGAGAGAUGGCAGGAGCAACUGAACGCCGCACAAGAAGCACACAUCCAUGAUGUAUCAGCUAUGGAUGUUUUGAAUGUGAAGGUGUCGAAAGCACCUAGCUUUGCGAACGUCCGCACAAGACUGAUGGAAGCUGAGAAGCGAGCAGGCCAGGACGUCGGUUUGACGUCGUGGAUAGCAUUUGGCUUCAAGAUCCAGGAAGCUCAGGUUCGCCUUCGGUCGUACCUGCAGACUCUACCUAAGGAGAGGACGGAAGCGCAGGAGGUAGAGGUUGCUCAACGCAGAGAGCAACUCUAUACCGACGUGAACAGCCUAUAUGAAAUGGCGACAAGCCUCUUCCCGGACUCUGACCUCAGUGCUCUCAAGUACGAUGAGCCUCCGGUUGGCGAGGACGUGCAACUCGAGGACGAGGAUGACGCUCUGGCUGGGGAUGACAACCCCUACUCACUCUCUCAAAACAACAUCGAGAACGUGAAGUUACCUCUUCCGUCCUCCCUCGCGCAGUCGGACGUGACACCGUCGCUUCAAAGAGCGAAGGAGAAAGAGCUUACUCUUCGCAUCGCGCAAGCAGAGGAUGCUCUCGAGAGCAUCCGCAAUGACAUUGGCCACAAGUCCUAUCUAUAUCGUUCAAACAUUUGA
Coprinopsis cinerea okayama7#130 is the source of this 2373-nucleotide messenger RNA. RefSeq lists its product as hypothetical. Lineage: Eukaryota; Fungi; Basidiomycota; Agaricomycetes; Agaricales; Psathyrellaceae. The record is from RefSeq and is a predicted model, not a curated record. Bases 1 to 2373 code for a protein of 790 amino acids. The transcript has 10 exons.